GGCCCUCAGCUGUGGCCAGCAGGAUGGAAGACGACACGGAGCUGAGGACGGACGGCAACUCCCUGCUAAAGGCCGUGUGGCUGGGGAGGCUGCGGCUGACCAGGCUGCUCCUGGAAGGGGGGCACAUCAACGAGAGCAACGACAAGGGCGGGAUGGAGCUCAUGGUGGCCUGUAGCACUCAGCACGCAGACCGGCAGAGCAGCAGCAAGACCCGCAUGGUCAAGUACCUGCUGGACAACAGGGCGGACCCCAACAUCCAGGACAAGUCAGGCAAGACCGCGCUCAUCCACGCCUGCAUCCGGAGGGUGGGCGGGGAGGUGGCCUCCUUGCUUCUGGAGAACGGAGCCGACCCCAGCCUGGAGGACCGCACCGGGGCUUCGGCCCUGGUUUACACCAUAAAUGCAGAUGACAAGGACGCUUUGAAGUACCUCUGAGACACCUGCAAAGCCAAGGGGAAACAAUUUUUAAAAUUCUCCGUCAUAACAACGGACAAGUCCCCCUCAGGCACCAAAACCACCAAACAGUGCCUUAACGUCCCCCCUUCUCCCAGAGCGGCAGACAGACAGUCGCCUCCCCCGGGUGCGUCUCCCUCUGCCGUCGAUCUGAGGCCUCCAGGCCUGGGCUCUCCACCCGCCGAGAAGGACGGUGACUUCUUCAGCCUCCACGGGCACCCGAGCGGUCGCAGUGCCACCAAGGCUCUCAACGAGCCCGGGUCACCCACCCGGAAAGGCGGGACUCUCAGACGGGCCCGCCUGCCCCAGCUGGAGAGGCUGCGGUCGGAACCCUGGGGCCUGAUCACACCCUUGGUGCUGCCGGCCUCGGCGUGCCCCGACGAGACCCAGAGCGCCGGCACGGACAGCGAGGUCCUCAGGAGCAUCAGCGACGUGUCCUCGGCUAAGAGGAGGCUCCUCUCCAGGACCAGCAGCAUCGACAGCAAGGACCCUUCCCUCUUCCCCACGGUCACGGGGCAGCUGCUGAGGGUUCCAGCCUCCCCGGCGCCGGCCUGGAAAGCCGCCCACGAGAAAGGCCAGGCUCCCCACCCGCGUGUGGCCCGAAGGGGGACGCUCCCUGCCAACCCCGAGAAGGGUGGCCUGGGCCCGUCGGGACCCUCUGCUCUCAAAGAGCCAGCGUCCCUCGUGCAGCUGGAAAAUGACCUCUACGAUUUAGCGUUGCAGCCGGGGGCUGACUGCUCCACCUGCCUCGACCCCGGCAAAGGGUCCUCAGACAGAAGGAAGCUCAAUGGCUCCCACGUGUCCCUCUCCCGCUCCCGGGAGUCCCUGGACGCUGUGCCCAGCGUCCCGGGCCCGGCACGCCGCCGGCCGCCGCAUCCUGAAAGGCGGGGCUCUGGGACUCUGCUCCCCGACUGUGUCUCGCACUCGCGGCCCAGCUUCCUCCCGCCUCUGCAUGCGAAUCUGAACCCGCCGGUUGGACAUCAGACCUGGCGCAAACCUCCCUCCCUGCUCGAGAGUGGCUUGAAGCCGAUGGUUCCCGUGGCUCCAAGUUCACCAAAGAGAGCUGAGCUGAGAGGUCAGAGGAGGCUGCUCUGGAGGCAUUCGAUGCAGAGCGAGCAGAUGACCCAGCUGUCUGACUUUGAAGAAAUCGCGACCUAG
Messenger RNA from Lemur catta (Ring-tailed lemur), 1610 nucleotides. RefSeq names its product ankyrin repeat domain 34C (gene ANKRD34C). The record is from RefSeq and is a predicted model, not a curated record. Lineage: Eukaryota; Metazoa; Chordata; Mammalia; Primates; Lemuridae. Gene Ontology annotation, molecular function: protein binding.